Molecule: messenger RNA, 1880 nt
Organism: Megalobrama amblycephala (Wuchang bream)
Lineage: Eukaryota; Metazoa; Chordata; Actinopteri; Cypriniformes; Xenocyprididae
Gene: b3gnt7l
Product: UDP-GlcNAc:betaGal beta-1,3-N-acetylglucosaminyltransferase 7, like
Exons: 1
Coding region: 441-1703 (420 amino acids)
Cellular component (GO): membrane
Molecular function (GO): hexosyltransferase activity
Source: RefSeq, a predicted model, not a curated record
GUGCUUGUGGGAGGAACGUGAAAGCGGGGUUACAGACCUUUAAAAGAAACAAGAAAUGACUUAAACGUCAAUAUUUACAUACACUGAAUACGUAAGUAGUCCUCACUCGAGGUCUUCGUGGGGACCCUCAUUUACUACGCUUGCACAGCUGUCGUUUGUAACCAGAGAGCCUGUAACAGGUAGGUGUCGUGAAGGUGGAGGAGAGGAGGGCCGAUUAUUUUACAGGAUGACUGCCUCCCAUUUUCAGCAGUUCAACGAUGGAAGUUGAAGGGAUAAGGACCUACGUCAAUUUAUGACGGGAAAACAGAUAAAAACAGCCUUACAGGAGAAAAGUGGAGCCUUUCCAGCUUUAUCAAAAUGCCUUUUUAUGGACUAUUCGCUCAUUUUUAUAUUUUCAUAACACUUUGGAGAUUAAUUACAGGCGACAUGACUGACUUUUUAUGACAACUCCGCUGGCCACCCGAACAGACUGCUCUCUGAGGAGCGCGUGCGUAAUGGAAUUCUUGUGCAGAAAGAAAAAGAAUUUAAGAACUGCGGUCAGCCUCACUUUGAUUUUUGCCACUUUACUGAUGCUUCAGAAAUUAAUAACAGUGGACACGAAUAUUAAAGGUAUCAAAGUGAAAAACAAAUUUUGUGGUACCGAAUGUUCGUCAUUGAAAAGAAAAAUCAUAAAGGCCGUUGAAAAUUCGUCUCAGUCACACGGGAAUGACUUGGCGCUGGUGGGAAACCCCAUGCCAACAAAAUGGGACGUGUCUAGAAUCAAAUGUAGUGAAAAUUCCACGAUAACGAACCAAGCCUGGUUUCGUCGUUUGAACCCAAAGUUCCGUGAAUUUGUCCUGAAAAGACAUUGCAGAUACUUCCCAAUGUUGCUGAAUCACCCUGAGAAGUGUAGCGGUGACGUGGAUGUUCUGGUCGUGGUCAAAUCGGUUAUUGAAGAACAUGACCGACGAGAGGCCGUGCGACAGACCUGGGGAAAGGAACAAGAAAUCCAGGGAUUGAAAAUCAAAACGCUAUUUCUCCUAGGCACUCCAGCCACUGGUAAAGACGAGCGAAAUUUACAAGCCCUGGUCCAAUAUGAAGACCGAACCUACGGGGACAUCUUACAGUGGGACUUCAUGGACACCUUCUUCAAUCUCACCUUAAAGGAGGUGAACUUUCUGAGGUGGUUCAACAUCUACUGCAGUGGGGUUCCCUUCAUCUUCAAAGGGGACGAUGAUGUGUUCGUCCACACCAAGAACCUAAUUGAACUAAUUGGCUUUAGGGUGGAGGAGAACAAGGUGGAAAACCUCAUUGUAGGGGACACCAUUUUAGAAGCCAAACCGAUCAGAAACCGCCAGAGUAAAUAUUUCAUUCCCAAAGAGUUGUAUGAUAAACGCUAUCCCCCUUAUUUGGGUGGGGGAGGAUUUCUCAUGUCCUCACAGGUGGCCCGAAGGCUCUUCGUGGUUUCUGAGAGCGUGGAACUUUAUCCCAUUGAUGAUGUGUUUUUGGGCAUGUGCCUUCAGAAGCUGCACAUUGUCCCCGAGCUGCAUCUGGGCUUCAGGACAUUCGGGAUCAUAAAGCGGAAAGUGACGCCGCUGAACCGGGAGCCGUGCUUUUUCCGCAACCUCAUCGUGGUGCAUAAACUCAUGCCGCAGGAGCUGCUGCACAUGUGGAAUCUUGUACAAAACGAGGAAUUGGUCUGCGCCAGACAAGUCGUACUAUGAAAAGACUAGUAUUUAUAAAGACAGAAAGAUGAUGUUCUUUCAAACGAAGCGUGUUUAACUUUUCGUUUUGUAAUUUUUUUUGUAACAAUGAUGACUAGGCCUACUUGUGUUACCAAUUGUCAGAUAUAAUAAACCACAAGUCUUCUAAUUAUGGUCUUGUCAUCUACAGGGAACAAA